GGAGCGAGCAAGGAGGCGGACAAGCUCAGGCAGAUGUUGCUGGCUUGGAACGGGCAUGCAGGGCGCAACGGCGACAUGCGGCUGCCCGAGGAGCGCGAGGCCGCGGCGGCGGGCGAGGAGGUGGCCGGCCUGUGGGCGGGCUACCACGGCGCGCUCGGCCUCAAGAAGUCCACGCCCCCGGGCGCCGGCCGCGAGCAGUCGGCGAGGGGGCAGCUCGUUGAGAAUCCGGCCGGCGCGGCGCGGCGCGGCGGCGCGGGCGUUGAGCAAAUGGAGCUCAACGAAGCGUUUGCUCGGCGUUUCCAGAGCCCUCUGAUGCUGAGCGACCGCAGCCUCACGCAGGAGACGUCGUCGGUGCACGACGAGACGUCGUCCAGCGGCAACAAGGAGGACGAGGACGACGACGACGACGAGGCGGAGGACAAGAUCGACCCGCAGCAGUACGACCCCGAGCGCCUCAAGGCUUUCAACAUGUUCGUGCGGCUGUUCGUGGACGAGAACCUGGACCGCAUCGUGCCCAUCUCGAAGCAGCCCAAGGAGAAGAUCCAGGCGAUCAUCGACUCGUGCACGCGCCAGUUCCCGGAGUUCGCGGAGCGCGCGCGCAAGCGCAUCCGCACCUACCUCAAGUCCUGCCGCCGCAACAAGCGCUCGCGCGACUCCAACGGAGCUUGGGAUGCUGUAAGGAUUGUGAGGAUCUUUCGCUCUUGGCUCGCCGUGUGCCGUUUUACAAUUAAAGGUUGA
Gryllus bimaculatus (two-spotted cricket) is the source of this 738-nucleotide messenger RNA. The record is from the annotation of a GenBank genome assembly. NCBI's taxonomy places the organism in Eukaryota, Metazoa, Arthropoda, Insecta, Orthoptera, Gryllidae.